AUGACGCUGGACCCUGCUUCCUGCAGGGACGGCCGGUGUCUCGGAGAAACGGUCACCGCCAGCACUGGGGAGCAGGCUCGAGAGACGCGCCACCCCCAGGGUGCCUGGGAGAUCCUUAAGCCUGUGGGAGGUGGAGAGGCCAGGAGCGAGGGCUGGGGGCGGGGAUGGGGGCCAGGGAGCCCCGCACAUCCUGCAGCUGCGGCAGCGCUGGGUGACAGCAGCCCCCAGAGAUCCCGAGGCCAGCACCUGCACGGAGGUGCACACUCCACACUGGCCACGUCGUGGUUGCCCCGGCAACCGCACCGGAAGCGGGUGCUCCUGACGUCAAGUCCCAGGUCCGGAGCUGCCUUGACACUGCUGCGUCACGCGGACGUCAUGCGCCUCCGGUGGCGCCAUCACGUCACCAGGGGAAGGCCCUGCCAGGAGGGGGACGGACGCGGGAAGGGAAAGGCAGCAGGAGUGAAGGAUGAGCCAGGGACGCUGCACUCCAGAGCCGCAGGGUGCCUGCGCUGCGCCUGCUGCCCGCUGCUCACUGCCUGUUAUCUGCAUCCGGCCACUCAGGGGCACGGGGACCCUGCCGGCCUGAACUGCGGGGCCUCGCCUGCGGGAGAGGGGGGCCUGGGAGGCCAGCUCUCUGGGGCUCCCUGCCCUGCUCCCUGGGAGGAGACGCCGCUGCUGAGGGAGAGGAAGCAAGUGCCUUUCCUGCAGCUGCCGGGCACCUGCUGGGGCCUGAGCUCUCCAGCCAGCCACCAGGGGAGCAGCCUCGAAGACUCUGCCCUUUCCAGGUGACUCCCGGGAAGGCCGAGGGGGGACUGUGCUGUCCCUGUCAUCCCUCCCAGACGAGAGGAAAGGACUCCUGCUAGGUAGAAUUCAGAUUUCCGUGCUCGUCUGAGUCGGCCAGCGUGCAGGGUCUGUCUUCCAAACCAGAAGCUUUCAUUUUUCACUUGCUUGCUGUUUGAGAAAAGCCGCAAGGAGUGAGUGGGAAGAGGGAGAGAAGCCUGAUAAACUUUGGAAGCGGGGACAUUUUCUGGGAAGUGACAAGUAGCCUCCGACCUACGGUUCCUGGGCCGGUGGCGGCGGCGUCCUUGGCUUGGACACGCAGAAGGGUCUGGCCCCUGCCGCAUGACCAACACCAGAGACCCCCGGAGCGCCAUGGAUUCGACGCUGGUGCCAUCUGGGUCCGCCACGGGCCCAGCCACCUUCUCCCACGUCUUCGGUCAGC
Molecule: messenger RNA, 1222 nt
Organism: Suricata suricatta (meerkat)
Lineage: Eukaryota; Metazoa; Chordata; Mammalia; Carnivora; Herpestidae
Exons: 3
Coding region: 1-789 (262 amino acids)
Source: RefSeq, a predicted model, not a curated record